Molecule: messenger RNA, 612 nt
Organism: Dacryopinax primogenitus
Lineage: Eukaryota; Fungi; Basidiomycota; Dacrymycetes; Dacrymycetales; Dacrymycetaceae
Exons: 2
Coding region: 1-612 (203 amino acids)
Source: RefSeq, a predicted model, not a curated record
AUGCAGCAGGCUGAACAGCUCCAUGGGCAGAUGUACGCCUAUCAGGGGUAUGUGCAGCCGGAGCAUAAGGCUAGCUGGACGCAUGAGGCCAUCGCAGCUGCCGCCGGGUUCGCAGCUAUGAAAGCCUGGGAAUCGCACCUCCGCGCAACGGGUCAACAGCCUACACACGAAACGAUGAAAGAGAUCCUGGCCGCGAUCGCCGCAGCCGAAGUGGACCGUUUGGCCGAAACGAAAGGACUCGAUUUUAUCGAUCGCGAGCGGGCGAAGCACCAGGCUGUCGCCCAGGCGCACGCGUUCGCCAAUGAACGGUAUCGCGGUGGGACGGGGGCGGAGUAUGCUCAGCAGUGGGGCGGCCCUGCCCAGGAAUAUCAGUGGAAUGGAGGGUAUGGGCAGUACCAGGGCUGGCAUCAGCAGUACCAGCAGGGGCCGUGGGGUGGGUACGGGGGAGGAGGGUACGGACCGCCUGGUGGGGGAUAUGGACCUCCUGGUGGGGGAUAUGGGCCUCCGGGAGGAGGGUACGGGCCGCCUGGUGGGGGGAACGGGCCUCCCCCUGGAGAGUGGGAAGGCGGUGAGAGGCACCAUCAUCAUCAUCACCAUCGCGAGAACUGGUGA